This is a messenger RNA of Notothenia coriiceps (black rockcod), 956 nucleotides long. RefSeq names its product extracellular matrix protein FRAS1-like. Bases 117 to 956 code for a protein of 279 amino acids. The transcript is spliced from 6 exons. The record is from RefSeq and is a predicted model, not a curated record. Gene Ontology annotation, biological process: anatomical structure morphogenesis. Lineage: Eukaryota; Metazoa; Chordata; Actinopteri; Perciformes; Nototheniidae.
GUCGGCAGCUGGAAGUGAGCGACGCCGACACGGCUCCUGAUGAGCUGGAGUUUGAGCUGGUGGAGGCUCCCGUCAACGGAGAGCUGAUUAAGACCGAUGGCGGCACACACACAAGCAUGGCGAACGGCGACAUCUUCACCUUCAGCGACAUCACACUCAACGUUCUGCUCUAUCGACACACCAACCUCGCCACCCGGGAUGACGCCAUCACCUUCUCCGUAAGCGAUGGCAUCUCCAUGGCGCUCAUCGUGGUGCAGGUGGCGGUGCUGGACGUCGGGGGGGAGGGGCCGCAGCGGGACCCAGCAGCCACGCUGUCUUUGGAAGUGGGCCAGAAGAGCAGCACCGUGAUCAGGCGCUCACACCUGGCUUACACUGACAACACGUCCCCAGAUAACCAGAUUCAGAUCCAGUUGGUGUCGGUGCCGAUGUACGGCCUGCUGACCAGGAGCCAUUCCCAGCAGGAGCACCAGGAGCUCAGGGAGUACUCCUCCUUCACCAUGGAGGACAUCAGCAAGCACCAGAUCAGGUACAUUACUUCCAUAGAGACGGGCAGCCAGCCGAUCACCGACAUCUUCCACUUUGUUGUUUACGAUGGGGACAAUAAUCACCUCGACAACCAGAUGUGCACCAUCACCGUUACCUCCACGCCAAGACAGCCACCCGUGGUUACAGUCAACAGCGGCAUCAAGGUCCAGGAAGGCGGCCGAGUGGCGCUGUCUACCAAUAACAUCCUAGUGUCAGACCUGGACACACCCAGGAAGGACCUGCUGGUUUGGAUCAUCAGUCCUCCAAAGUACGGCUUCAUUGAAAACACCAACAGAGGUGAGGCCUUCCUGUAUAUGUGUACAGACAAUGUGUAUGAUUUGAUGGGUGAAGAUGUGAAACGUAAAGAAAAAAAGUUUGGCAUGAUGGAUGGUGUUGAAGACCAAGUCUGUAACCAGGUGAUGUCAAACUGA